CCGCCCCAUCGCCAUUGAGCCGUCCAUUUGCGUAUCCGCUGGUCCUCGAUCCCCCGAAUCCAUCUCCGCAUCUCUCCACACAUGGCGCCCGUAAAUGCCCCUGCACCGCAGGGCCCGGGCCCGUUUCCCGUCCAGAUUCCCGCAGACACCAGCAACUCGCUCUGGGACCGCCUCUCGAAUUGGGCCGCCGACAACAAGGGCGUUGUAUACACAAUCGCCGGCAUAACGCUCGUCGUCGGCGCGGGCGGCGUCGUGUACUACUUUUCGAACGAUUCAAGAGGCGACGGCGGAGCAGACACAGCAGCCACCAAGCGCAAGAGGCAACGCGAGCGCAAGCGUGCGAAAGAGCGGGCUGAGAAGGACUCGACGCCGGAAAAGGCCGCUGAGAGGAAGGCAUCCGUUGCCGACACAGCCGAAGAACAACUCCCCGAAGUCGACGAAAACAGUGUGACUGUAUUAUCCGACGAGGAGCGCAAGGACUAUGCCGCCAAGCUCAAGGCCGCAGGAAACAAGGCUUACGGUUCCAAAGACUACAACCGCGCCAUUGAGCUGUACGGCAAGGCCAUUCUCUGCAAGCAAGACCCCGUCUUCUACUCGAACCGCGCUGCAUGCUACAACGCCAUGUCGGAAUGGGAAAAGGUCAUUGACGACACCACCGCCGCCAUCAACCUCGACAACGAAUACGUCAAGGCGCUGAACCGGAGAGCAAACGCCUACGAACAAGUCGAGCGCAACAGCGAGGCCCUUCUAGACUACACCGCGAGCUGCAUCAUUGAUGGAUUCCGCAACGAGAACAGCGCCCAGAGCGUUGAACGUCUGCUCAAGAAGGUGGCCGAAGCCAAGGGCAAGGCCAUCCUGGAAGCCAAGGAGAAGAAGCUGCCCAGCCCGACUUUUGUCACAAACUACCUACAGAGCUUCCGGCCAAAGCCCACACCGGAAGGCCUCGACGACGAUGCCGAGCUUGACGAGGAGAGUGGCAAGGGCCAACUGCGCAAGGGACUAAAGGCCAUGGCUACCAAGACUGGCGAUGGCUACACUGAGGCUGCCGCCGCCUUUGACCGCGCACUGGAACUUGGUGAUCUUGGUGAUCUUGAGGCAUUUGCGUAUAACAUGCGUGGAACCUUUAGCUACCUCAAGGGUGACAACGAAGACGCCCUCAAGGACAUGGACAAGAGCAUUGAGCUCCAGCCCACACUAACUCAGAGUUUCAUCAAGCGCGCCAGCAUGCACCUUGAGCUGGCCAACCCAGAGGCGGCCGAAGCCGACUUUGCUGCUGCUCUUGAACAAAACUCGAGUGACCCAGACAUCUACUACCAUCGCGCACAACUGCACUUCAUCAAGUCCGAGUUUGGUGAGGCCGCCAAGGACUACCAGAAGUCGAUCGACCUGGACAAGGACUUUAUUUUCUCGCACAUUCAACUUGGUGUUACACAAUACAAGAUGGGCAGCAUCGCCUCAUCCAUGGCCACUUUCCGCCGUUGCAUGAAGAACUUUUCUCAAGUACCCGAUGUAUACAACUACUACGGUGAGCUGCUGCUCGACCAGCAAAAGUACCAGGAGGCCAUUGAGAAGUUCGACACUGCGGUUGAGAUGGAGAAGACAACCAAGCCCCUCGGCAUGAACGUCCUGCCGCUGAUCAACAAAGCUCUCGCCCUCUUCCAAUGGAAGAACGAUUUCGACGAGGCCGAGAAGCUGUGCGAGAAGGCGCUUAUCAUCGACCCAGAAUGCGAUAUUGCCGUCGCUACCAUGGCACAGCUGCUAUUGCAACAAGGCAAGGUUACAGAGGCGCUCAAGUACUUUGAGCGUGCGGCAGAGCUGUCGAGAACAGAGGGUGAGAUUGUCAACGCACUCAGCUAUGCGGAGGCGACAAGGACGCAACUUGAGGUGCAAGAAAAGUACCCCAAGCUGGCUUCGCGACUGGGCGCCAUGGGCGCUGCCGCCGGAGGCUUUGGCGGAGGCAUGCGAUAAGCAAGAGAGAAACAAAAAAAAGCCGCUCUGUCGCUCUCUUCCUGGCUGCGUCAGCAACCAUGUUCAGUCUUUUGGGCUUCUCUGACGACGCUUUGUUCACCGUGUGUAUUUAGUAUCUCUCUGGUUGAGGGUUGAAGGGCUGUGUUGGUUGCCAAGUAUGACAUGAGCUGGGUUGCUUAUUUGUCUGUCUGUUUGUUUGUUUAUUAGUUGUGUGAGUGUGUGUGUGUGUAUGAGUGAGACUGUUGGCAUGAGUGCAGUCCAAGAGAUUCUAAACCAAAAAAGGCGUUGAUAAUGUGACAUCUCCUACUCUGGGCUGGCCAUGUAUGAAUGGUACUUGUAUACAUGAUAUAAUGACUGGCUUCAAUUAACAUUGAUUAUAUUAUACCCG
Exserohilum turcica Et28A is the source of this 2356-nucleotide messenger RNA. RefSeq lists its product as uncharacterized. The record is from RefSeq and is a predicted model, not a curated record. Lineage: Eukaryota; Fungi; Ascomycota; Dothideomycetes; Pleosporales; Pleosporaceae. The transcript is spliced from 4 exons. Gene Ontology annotation, molecular function: protein binding; protein-transporting ATPase activity. The coding region runs from base 82 to 1968 and encodes 628 amino acids. Gene Ontology annotation, biological process: intracellular protein transport. Gene Ontology annotation, cellular component: mitochondrial outer membrane.